Messenger RNA from Bicyclus anynana (squinting bush brown), 2594 nucleotides. RefSeq names its product arginyl-tRNA--protein transferase 1 (gene Ate1). Lineage: Eukaryota; Metazoa; Arthropoda; Insecta; Lepidoptera; Nymphalidae. Gene Ontology annotation, biological process: protein arginylation. The record is from RefSeq and is a predicted model, not a curated record. The transcript is spliced from 8 exons. The coding region runs from base 98 to 1564 and encodes 488 amino acids. Gene Ontology annotation, molecular function: arginyl-tRNA--protein transferase activity. Gene Ontology annotation, cellular component: cytoplasm.
UCUUUGGGUCACUCAUUGUGUGUCUUGUCAUUAAUCAAUUAUUCAUACAAUUUUUAAUUUUAAAAAUAUUACAAAUUGCAUACAAAUACUUAUCAAUAUGAUGAAACGGAGUAUAAUAGAAUAUUGUUCUGAACACGAUGGGUACAAAUGCGGUUACUGUAAGAAACCAGAUUCAAAUUAUAGUCAUGGGAUGUGGGCGCAUACGAUGACUGUACAAGACUACCAGGAUUUGAUCGACAGAGGAUGGCGCAGAUCUGGGAAGUACUGUUACAAACCAGUUCUUGAUGUUGUUUGCUGUCCAAUGUAUACUAUAAGAUGCAGAGCUUUAGAAUUCAAAACAACUAAAUCACAAAAGAAAGUUAUAAAAAGGGUUAACAAGUUUCUGAUGGGUCAAGAUGAGAUUUCCAAAGAAAGUCAAGUGUCAGGUAGCAAUGAGGACAUGACGGUAGACACUGACGGCAGAGAACAAUUUGUUGAGAGUAGAAGAAGUCAUCAGGAGAUUAAUAUUGGUGAUGUUGACAUUGCAUUCAUUGAUCAACCUGCUGAAUCGAUAGCUGCAAAAUCAUCAGAAAUAAAGCCUACCUCAAACAAAACACUAAACAACCCCAAACUGACUGAUAAAAAACAAGAAGUUGCAGGACCAGAUCCUACUAAGGCGCCAUGUAAAAAAGCUAAGCAAGCAAGACGAGAAAGGAUGUUAGAAAAAUUAAAAAAGAAAGGCAUAGAUGUUAGCAAUAUAGGUAGUAACAAAAAUAGAGAAAAACAAAUAGAGGAUUUCAUUAAUGAGCUUCCAAGUGAAGCAAAAAGAAACCUUGAGAUUAAAUUAGUCAGAACUACUCCACCCAGUCCGGAGUGGUUAGCAACAUCCAAAGAAACUCACAAUCUUUAUGUAAAAUAUCAGAUGGCUGUCCACGGAGAUCGACCAGACAAGUGCUCAGAGUCCCAAUUCACUGGCUUCUUAGUUCAAAGUCCAUUACUGGAAGAAUAUUCUGAAGGAGGUCCAGCCUCUGGUUAUGGUUCCUUCCACCAACAAUACUGGCUCGAUGGGAAACUCAUAGCUGUUGGUGUUUUAGACAUUUUACCUAAAUGUGUCUCCUCGGUUUAUUUCAUUUAUGAUCCUCAGCACAUGAACUUAGCUCUGGGCACGUAUGGUGCUUUAAGAGAGAUAGCAUUCACGAGACAUCUGCAUACAGUUUGUCCAGAACUAAAAUACUACUACAUUGGCUACUACAUCCACUCGUGUCCCAAAAUGAGGUACAAGGGUAACUUCCAUCCCUCCGACCUCCUCUGUCCGGAGACUUACAAAUGGUUUCCUCUGAAAGACUGUACACAAAGGUUGGAUAUCACACCGUAUUCCAGAUUUGAUCCGGACAUAGACAGUAUAGAUGAAAAUUGUGCAUCCGAUAGUGACAUAAACCACGUUCCUGUGCUUUAUAGAGGGGAGGUGAUGCCUUUCUCAGUUUACAGGAAGAAUAAGAAAAAUACAAGCGUAGACGAAGUUGUCGAGUAUGCACAACUUGCUGGAGCUAAAACUAUCAGGAGAAUGAUUUUGGUUAGAGCAUAAAACAAACACAAACACUAAUAAUAAUAGGGUAGUUGACUCAUCAAAUCAAAAAUAUAAACAAUAUUAAUUUCGUAUAGUACCUGGAAUAAGGGUCCGAAAUAUAUCGAUAUCAAUUAAUAAAAGUUAAGGAUUUCAUAAAAAACUUGAUUUAAGUAUCACGUUUUAUUUUCAAAUUUUCCAAACGUCAAAAACGCAGUCGUCUAUUUUGCGACGUCACUAACACACUUGAUGUACUAAGCCUCAAAUUAAUUGCUAUUUGUCAAACGCUCCUUUUGUAAGGGAUUUAUUAUAGUGACGUCAUGAAACAGUUGAAAUAUAGACCAACAUGGCCGACAGUAUUAUAUGGCUCGUGUUGUCAAAAAAAUAUUUAAAAACUAAAAUUUUCAUGUAAUCACAUCUCGAAAAAAUAUGAAAUUUUUUUUUCAAUCUAGUAGAACAAUAAUGAACAAUUUAAGACAAUUUAAAAAAAAGUGUCAACUAGCCUAUUAUACUGAUUUAAUUCAAAUAAUUAUUUGCGAGGCUACUAUCAUAGUUUAAAUUAAAUAGGGGUUAAUAUAUUUUGUGAAACCUGUCAUUUUUCGUAUUACACUUAUAUUAACUGUACUUGAUUGGUACAUUGGUUAAAUGUUAAAUGGGGUUAAAAAGAUCCCCUUUUUAACCCCAUUUAACAUUUAACUAAUUAUUAAAAUAUAAACUUAAAUAAAUUUAAUAAAAAAAAAUAAAAUUAGUAAAUUGUGGUCUACGCGAAGUAAACUAAUAAAAAAUCUUCCUUUUUGGGGUCCGCCGCAAAAAAGGAAUGCGUAUUUACCCUUUGGUAUAAAACUGUGUUAUUAAUUCUAGUAUUUUAAGUAUUACUAUAAUAUUUAUUAGUUUCUGUUUAACAGUAACUUUGUACUUAAAUACAUUCUAGUAUGAUUAUUUGUUUGCCCCACCUUUAUCAUGUGAAAUAAGAUAUACAUUAAUUAUUUUAGUUGUUACGUUGUUAACUGUUCUUAAAUAAUACAUGUAUUAGUUUUAUGUUUCAACCGUG